Paracoccidioides lutzii Pb01 is the source of this 246-nucleotide messenger RNA. RefSeq lists its product as hypothetical. The transcript has 4 exons. Bases 1 to 246 code for a protein of 81 amino acids. Gene Ontology annotation, biological process: translation. Gene Ontology annotation, cellular component: cytosolic small ribosomal subunit; ribosome. The record is from RefSeq and is a predicted model, not a curated record. Gene Ontology annotation, molecular function: zinc ion binding; RNA binding; structural constituent of ribosome.
AUGACUCACGAGUCCGUUUACUACAGUCGUCCCAGGACCUAUGGCAAGGGAAGCCGCCAGUGCCGUGUCUGCGCACACAAGGCCGGUCUGAUCCGCAAGUAUGGUCUGCUUGUCUGCCGUCAGUGCUUCCGUGAGAAGGCUUCCGAUAUUGGCUUCAUCAAGAUAGAUAACGAACCCAUCCGCUCCAACCGCAUUGUGCGAACAAGCCAAAUCUAUACGAAGUCUCCUCAGAGACGGAUAUCUUAA